Molecule: messenger RNA, 3640 nt
Organism: Ylistrum balloti
Lineage: Eukaryota; Metazoa; Mollusca; Bivalvia; Pectinida; Pectinidae
Product: ATPase family gene 2 protein homolog A-like
Exons: 15
Coding region: 14-2647 (877 amino acids)
Cellular component (GO): cytoplasm
Molecular function (GO): ATP binding; ATP hydrolysis activity
Source: RefSeq, a predicted model, not a curated record
CGUACACUUUAUUAUGCCACCAAAAUCAAAGACCCCAAAGUUGGAAUGGCAGCAAUGUGUUCGAUGUUUAUGUAUCAUAAACAUAAGAGACGUGUCAAAACAUUCCAAAGAGUGCCAGAAUACAACAGAUAAGGAACAAUUUCAACAUGGAUAUAUUUGGAAUGACACAUUGCAUGGAGUGAUCUCCCCUUACCAUAAAGCUGACGGACCAAGUCUGCCAAGUCAACUGAGGGAUGACAUCAUCUUACUGAAUGUAAGCUCCAUGAUGAUGUGUGGCCUUUCAAUUGGAAAGCCAUGCAUUGUUGAUGAGCGAUAUGUCAGAAUAGCGUGGCCCUCUGCCUCAGUGGCACCAGGCACUGUACAAGUCCCUGAGGACACCCUGGUUAUAUUAGGGAGACAGUUGGGAGAUCUGGUCACAGUCACUGCUGUCCAGGAUGCACCACAAAUGGCUGCUAAUGUGAUGUUGUCACCAAGAGAAUGGAAUGACGUGUUGGGAGAUGGUCAAUUUGAAAAAUACCUGAAACACCAUUUGUGUGGAAGAUCUUUUACUCUUGGCAAUGAUGUGAGCAUGUGUUAUUAUGGACAGAGAUGUCGACUUCAGGUUGCAGAGAUCAGUCCGUGGAAUGCUUGUGAGGAGAAAGUCCAUGUCCAAUGUAAAGAAUCAGACACUGCUGAAAGCAGGCUACAGAAUCUGACCACAGAUUUAUCAGAACUAGAUCUAUCUGCUGAUUCUAGUUUGUCUUUUUUAGACAAAUCAGACACAAGUGUUACAUCUACACCACUGAGGGGCUCUGACAACAAAAGCUUUAGUACUGAGAGUGUGUCUUCUCCCUCCUCUUCUAGUACUCCAGAUGUGAAAAGUCGAUCUCUGAUUGAUGCAAACUUUCAGACACCUCAAAAGACCACAACCGACAAUGCUCUGAAAAACAUUCAAAAGACAUUCUAUAAAAUAACUGCAAAUACAAGAGUUGUCAUUUCUAAACCAAUCACAGAUCAAGAGAAAGUUUCGCAGGAGAAGAGAUUUGUAACAUUUGAUAUGAUUGGAGGCUUGUCAAAGCAAAUAUUGUCUUUGAAGGAGAUGAUAAAUCUACCCCUUCAUUCUCCAGAAGUGUUCAAGUCUUAUGGGUUGCCACUGCCUAGAGGAAUCCUCCUUUUUGGUCCUUCUGGUACGGGUAAGACCAUGUUACUGAAGGCUGUUGCCAAUCAACUAGGUGUUCAUGUCAUUGAUAUCUGCUCCUCCGACAUUAUUAGCAAGUUUUAUGGAGAGUCGGAGGAAAAUAUGAGAAAUGUGUUCAAAGAGGCAGAAGAAAGGUCACCAACCAUUAUCAUUAUGGAUGAUGUUGAUUCCCUGUUCCCACGGCGAGAUACCUCACAGAAUGAGUCUCAGAAACGCCUUGUAGCGACACUUCUCACUUUGAUGGAUGGAAUCGACAGGGCUAGUAAAUGUUUUGUGAUGGUGAUUGCUGCUUGUUGUAUGCCAGACUCUCUUGAUCCAGCCAUAAGGAGACCAGGACGGUUUGACAGAGAGAUAGAGAUUGGCGUUCCGACAGCAACAGAUAGACUGGAGAUAUUACAGUGUGUGAUGUCCACAGUGCCCCAUUCCCUAAGCGUGGCUGAUCUUACUGCAGUGGCUGACACAGCACAUGGCUAUGUUGGAGCAGAUCUGGCCUACGUAUGUCAGCAAGCCAGUAUCAAUGCUGUGAAGAGAAAUCUUCGUGACCAUGAGGAACUAGAGACAGAGCCGACUGCUGUCAUUACAAGGGAGGAUAUAGCUGUUGCUAUGACAACUGUUCAGCCUAGUGCCAUGCGGGAGGUACAGCUAGAGAUUCCCAAGGUGCUGUGGAGUGAUGUUGGAGGUCAGGAGGAGGUGAAGUUGAAGCUAAAGCAGGCAGUGGAGUGGCCACUGAAACAUCCUGAAGCCUUCCUCAGGAUGGGAAUCAAACCUCCUAGAGGUGUUCUCAUGUAUGGUCCACCAGGCUGUUCUAAAACCAUGAUCGCCAAGGCCCUAGCCACGGAGAGUGGACUCAACUUUCUGGCUGUCAAGGGUCCUGAGUUAUUCAGUAAAUGGGUCGGUGAGUCAGAGAGAGCAGUCAGAGAGUUGUUCAGGAAAGCCAGGUCUGCUGCACCAUCCAUUGUUUUCUUUGAUGAGAUUGAUGCUCUUGCUGUUGAAAGAGGAAGUUCCUCAGGAGGUAGUAACGUUAGUGAUCGUGUGCUGGCCCAGCUGUUGACAGAGAUAGAUGGUGUGGACAGUUUACAGGAUGUCACAGUAAUCGCGGCCACCAACCGUCCUGAUAUGAUAGAUAAGGCUCUGAUGAGACCCGGCAGAUUAGACAGGAUUCUGUAUGUGCCACUACCAGAUAUGAAGACGAGACAGGAAAUCUUCAGGAUCAACAUGGCCAAGAUGCCAGUGGACACAGAAGUUGAUAUAGAAUCUCUGGUAAAGAAGACUACAAAUUACUCUGGUGCUGAGGUGUCUGCUGUGUGUCAUGAGGCUGCCAUGUUUGCCCUACAAGAAGACAUUGACAGUCAGACUGUACAUUCACGUCACUUUGAAGCUGCUCUGACAGUGAUCAAACCAAGGAUAACUGUUGAACUGAUAGAAUACUAUAAAAACUACCAACAUGAAAAAGGCAUGCAGAAAGUUUGAUUUAUACUGUGAGGUAAAUAAAACCUACCACUGAACUAGAGAAAUAGUGACUUUUUCUCACUGUUGUCUUAUUUACUCCAAAUUCUGUGUUGAUGAUGAAUCAACACAAAUCUAACCGUAUGUCAGAUGUGACAUGUCUGGUAAACUUGACCAGAGAACCAGAUAUCCUACAGGUAAACAAAGGUUAUAUAACUCAGGAAUUUCUACAGGGAAACAUAGGCCAGCAGAUCAACAAGAGCAACUAAAUCUUCACAACUAUUGUCUUCACAAAACAAUAUUCAGUGACAGCAUUGUGGAAUGAUAUGGACAUUGUGAGUGACAUAAUGACAUCAUACAACAUCAACAUCAAUGACAAAAGAAAGUCAGAUGACACAAGAAGAAACAAUGUGAGAAAAUCACAGAAUAAAAACUACUGAUAUUACUAUAGGAAAGUAAUGAUUUAUUGCGUUAGAAAUGAACGUGUCAGAAGCCAUUAUUUAAUUUGAUGUCUCUGUUACAUCAGUAAUUUCUAAAGAACGCAGGUAAAAGUACUGCUUAUGCAACAAAAAUACUUUCACUGGAAAUUCAUUUAGAUGAUGUUUUAAAAACGCCAUCAUAAUCUUAUUUUGAAAUAUUCAAUUCCCUUGUGCAAUAUGAAGUUUCAUGUGUUGGAAGCUCAGUAAUAUUUUGAAUUAUAAAUCUGGUUAUUGUUUGGUAACGUGACAUCAGCCCCUUGGCUUGAUUACUAUUUAAGGAAUGUGCAUGUAGAACGACCAAAUCGCUGACGACAUGUAGGGGAAAUGCGUCACCUUGUGAAAAAGGCUGGAAAUACACAGCUGGGAAAAGACCUGAAAAGUAUGUGGAAGGAAUGAAUGCUGGUAAGACUGAUGCAAGCAAAAAUUUUGAGUACAUGACUAUAUUUAGGCUUAUGUAGAUUUCCAGGAGCUUGAUGUAUGUAAUAAGAGGUAAUUUGUGUACAGAUAGAGUAAUAAUAACAGGUUUGAACACAAACAA